CAACAAGGAGAGACACACUUCUCAACUGUCAAAAUGACAAGCCAUGAUAAUAACCAAAAGCGAACAAAUCCGCCUGGAAAUGAUGCGGAGGACAAAAGUGAGGAUGAUUAUGAAGUAUUUUCAACUCCUUAAGAGCAGCUGCAUCUGGAAACCCGAAGAAAACCAGCUGAGUUCUACUAGCUUAUUGAUACUAAAGGAGGGAGAUAUCGUGCACGUGUCAAAAAAUACAACAAUCCUGCUAAUGUAAUUUAAGGAACCUUUUCCCCAACAGAAACCGCCCUGUUUUACUGACCUUAUACAGUUCCCAACCGCAUCUACAUACCAACUGGACGAAGAAGUGUAUCUGCAGGCCGCAGGCCAGCAAGCACCAGCUGGACCAUACAUUAUCAUUGCAGUCCUCGGCAAUGAAAUGUAUACCAUCAAGUUGAAAGACACUGGUGUGGAACACCCAAGUUCUGUCUCAUCAAACAGUCUUUUGGUCAAGUCCUAGAGAGCUUCUGGGAGCAGGUACUUGAAUCCCAAUGUUAACCAUCAAACCUGAGCCACUAACGAUCCCAGGAAUAUCAAAAGAUUCGAUUCCAUGCUCACUUUUACAACGCCCAUACAGUGAGCUUUUACGAGGAAGGAGAAUUCAAGUGCAGCGGUGCUUACUAAUGCUACUUCAGAGCCUUAUCGGCUGCCUGCUGUAUCAUUGCCCAACUCUUCUACCCUAUUGGUCGGGUCUCGUC
Messenger RNA from Hymenoscyphus albidus, 728 nucleotides. NCBI's taxonomy places the organism in Eukaryota, Fungi, Ascomycota, Leotiomycetes, Helotiales, Helotiaceae. The record is from the annotation of a GenBank genome assembly.